UUGAAAAUGCGCGUUUUCAAAGUCAUUUCUGUAUAGUGUUACGAUAUUCACAUUUCGGACAUAAGGCGAUUAACAUUUAUCAAAUCCUAAUCAAUUUCCAUAUGCUGCAUGUCUUAUGUUUUUUCAACUUCAUGGUUUACACUGUAGAACCCAAGGGAAACGUGGGAUUUUGUAUUUAUUUAUCUGGGCGCUUAACCAGACGUUUUCAGCGUAAAUCGAGAGGUUGCGAGAUUACAUCAUAGUCCUAAAUCGAGUUUUUUGUAGUAACAGAUAUUUGUUCUAGUAUAGUGUUGAAUAGAAAAAUGCUUACUGCUCUGUAUUUAUUCACUUCUGGCAAAAUGUACACCAAGACCGAAAAAAGUCACUCGUUUUUCACGUCAAGCAGGACAAUUGUCUUCUAAAGGGGGGUCAGCCCGCAUGUCCCUCCUUAUCUUAGUGUCCAUCUUCCUGUGUGCUGCCUCAGUCAUGUACAUGGUGUACCAGAAUUUCCCGGAACUGAGCGAUGAUGAGCGGGAGAAGAUGAAAAUCCCCAAAGACAUGGAUGACGCUAAAGCACUAGGAACAGUGCUGUCAAAAUACAAAGACACCUACUACACUCAAGUGCUGGUAGCAUAUUUCGCCACUUAUGUCUUCCUCCAGACAUUUGCUAUUCCAGGAUCUAUUUUCCUGAGCAUCCUGUCGGGAUACCUCUACCCAUUCCCACUGGCUCUGUUUCUGGUUUGCCUGUGCUCAGGCCUCGGAGCCUCUUUCUGUUACAUGCUGUCGUAUCUUGUGGGCAGACCGGUGGUCUACAAAUAUUUAACGGAAAAGGCAACUAAAUGGUCCCAGCAGGUUGACAAGCACAGAGAACAUCUUAUUAAUUACAUCAUCUUCCUGAGAAUCACUCCUUUCCUUCCUAACUGGUUUAUUAACAUCACUUCACCUGUCAUCAAUGUUCCUUUGGGAGUCUUUUUUGUGGGGACAUUUGUUGGAGUGGCUCCUCCAUCGUUCGUGGCGAUAAACGCCGGGACGACUCUGUACAAGCUCACCACUGCCGGGGAGGCUGUGUCCUGGAACUCCCUGGCUGUGCUGGGGGUCCUGGCUGUCCUCUCCAUCCUUCCGGUCUGCUUCCAGAAGAAGCUGCAGCAGAAGCUGGAGUAGCCCGGCCCUGGAUCACCCUGUCCGUCAGCUCUCGGCUCACCUCUCAGGUCCCUCUGGAGCUUCCUGGCCGGCAGUGAGGCAAACCCGUCUCCACCGCCGCCACGAGCCGCGCAGUUCUGAAACCUCGCGUUCACCCAAAGGACGGGGCUGCUCUCUCGGUGACUCCAGACCUGUUCUUUUUUUAAAGUCUUGCUUUAUUGACUCUGCGUUUAGAAGCUGCUGGGGAGGAAAAGAAAACCUCCGCCAAGCGCACGGUGAAUAAAGAAAGUCAGACAGUUUAGUGGCUUGAAUAAAACUCAUGUUUUUAUUUUUGCCGGUUAAACAGACACUCACCCCUCCGCUGCCUCCUCUUGUCUUUUCACAAAGCAUUGGUCUCUCUGAAGACCUUUUGUAUGUGAUUUUUUUUAAAUGGGAUAUUUUUAAAUAUUUAUUUCAGAGACUUUUUGUCCAUACUUGAUUGUAAAAAAAACAACAAAUUUGAGUAAACGGAAGCAAUAUCUUUAAAAUUAGUCGUUUUACCAUCAUCAGUCUGUGGCAAGCACUCGUUUGCUUAAUCGACAGCUGUGUGUGAAACACUGGUAGAACAAAAGGAAGAUCGGUAUUCAUUUUUGGUGAACCUUCUUUUAUUCAUACUGUUGUUCUUAAAUCCAUACUUUCAUUCAAAUCUUUCCUAUACUAAAGAUGUAAUUAUACAUCUCAUAAUUGGAAAAUUAAAAUCUAUCUCUCUUCCCAAGCACCCUAGUAAGUCUUAGUUUUUGAAGGUGGACUAGAAUUAACAGACAGACUGCUCAAGCCUCCUCAGAAAUCUGUUAUCAUAGCAACAGGCAAGCUGGUAAAAGAUCUGAUCAUUAUUGCUGUGGCAAGAAGGUCAAAGUGGCUUACAUGUGCAGAGUAUGUUCUGAUUUAGUAUAGAAGAGCACGAAUAUGGGCCUCUCCCUGGAUAUGACUGUAUUCCAUCACAGGUUAUCGCCUGAACAGCACAGGGGAAGUAACUGACUGGAGCCUUGAGCCUGCGAGGCUCUGAAUGAGUCUAGGACCCUAACAGCUAACCCAUGCUCUGGGGUUUACUCUGGGAACAAGCCAUAUCUUGAAAUGGAUUUGUCUGGGCAUUAUGGAAAUGGUUUUGGAUGUUGUUACCCCAGUCUGACAUAAUGUGCUACUGAGAAGAAAGAGGGAAUUGAGGAGAGAGUUAAUCUCCUUUGUUUCUCCUAGUAUUCGAUCUCUGAUUGUUUUCUUCUGUUUCUUCUUUGAGUCCUUUGCAGGUGUCUGUUAAAGUCCUUUUUGACAUACUGGUACUUUAAAAUGAGCUGCGGGUUCGUCUCGCACACGGAAGUGUUUCCCAAGGCCUCCUUCUCCAAUAUUUCUCAAGUCGUUUCGUGACUAGGGGUGCUGGUCUGUUUUCCUGUUGGGGCGUCACUGUGUUCGCAGAAGCAUCUUCUUGCUCGCUUCCCCGAGCUUUGUGUCCAGUAACCCGCUCUGAGAGAAUUCAGAACCAAGUGCUUCAGCUCUUGGCACUUCCUGCUUCUCAGCCCUGUAUCAUUCAGAGGGCCUGCACACUGCUCUUGGAAACCCCAUUGUCAACGUUUCAUCUCUUGCUAUUUUGUGCUCUGCCAUGAUGUGACGUACUGUAUUAUUUACCAGAUUAGUCAAAUUGAUGGUCGGGUGUUUAAGUGCGCUCCAUGUGUUAUGAUUUCAAAGAGCUUUGUGGGGUUUUUUUUUUUAAACAUUGGCUGUCACGCUUCUUGCCAGAUUCAAAUUCACGGGGUGGAGGUCUAUUCAAAUGUUAAUGUGGAACUAAAGUGAAUUCUCUGGGUUUCAACAAGUGUUUUAGAUUGUCUGCUGAAACUGCCCCCUUCCUGAAAGUAACAAAGAAUCCACAAGAGGUGGUUUCAAUUAGCACAUACCUGGGGUGUUACUGUUGCUUCCUCAAACCUGACAGGCCAGGUUCUAAUUAUACCAAGAUAAGAUCUCUGUGCUGAAUUGCCUUUUUCCCAGCAAUGUGGUCUGGUUUCAUUUUCCACUGCUGUCCCCCGGACCACUUUUUUGAAAGUUUUUCUUACAGAGUUUAUUUUCUGGUCUUUGUCAACGUAAAGGAGAGUUUGUUUCAAAGAUUUACAUCAAAGGACAGAAAUUUUGGUAAAAUGUAAUAGAAAUAUUAUCUGGUAAACACAGUUACUCUUCAGUUUUACGUGUUUGUUGCAGGACUAUUAAAAAACAUUUUUUUUUUGCUGUAGGUAUUGACCUGAUAGGAGUAUCAUGUAGUUUAUAGCUUAUAUAUGGAAUCCAAAUUUAAUUUAAAAUUAUUUUAUAAUUUAGUUGGAGAUUCUUCUAAGGAGUUAUGAUAUUCAGACUUUAUUGUGUUGUCUAAAACUACCACACAAUAUUAAAUUGUAGUAGAUGUUGGAAAGAAACAGUCGAGGCUGUUUAGGUGGUGCUUGUUCAUGUUAGAAGAGAAACUGCCUUUUCAUGGAGUAAAAAAUAUUUGCCAACAUUUUAAAUGUCAAAGCUGUACUAUAAAAGGGAAACCUUUCCGAUUUACUCGUAAACUGUUGGAACUCUUAGGGUCUGGAUCAUUUAGCUGGUUACCUAGAACUUAUACAAUUUGUUGACAUUUUACACCUAACUGUAUCAGUAUCUGCAUAGUAUCUUUGUCCUCUACGUACUCUUGUAGAUUUUGAAAAAACAUUUUUCAAACCUUCUGAGCUUGAUCUCUAUCAAUUAAAAUGGGAUACUUCAUAACACAUAUUUGUACUAUUAGAAAAAUGUUUGCAGGUCAGGAAUAGUAAAACACACCAGGUGAAUAUAUCUCUAAAUAGUGGUUGCAAUAUUCAGUUUAUAUUCAGUUUGUUUCCUGUACAGGCGUGUGGUGAGCAAGAUGAUUGAAUAUGUCCACUGUUCUGUUCAUGUGUAAAAAGGUCCAUCGGUAAACUACAGUAUUAAAUUGUGCUCCUGAAAUAUGUAAUGCAGUAUGAUCCAUAUUUAUAAAUGCUUUCAUUAAGUCUUUUUCCCCAACGUCACAAAAAAGUUUUAUUAUUCAUAUAUUUAUUAAAAAAAACUAAUAAAAAUCACAUUUGGAAUUUAA
This is a messenger RNA of Lepisosteus oculatus (spotted gar), 4222 nucleotides long. RefSeq names its product transmembrane protein 41B (gene tmem41b). The record is from RefSeq and is a predicted model, not a curated record. Gene Ontology annotation, cellular component: endoplasmic reticulum membrane. NCBI's taxonomy places the organism in Eukaryota, Metazoa, Chordata, Actinopteri, Semionotiformes, Lepisosteidae.